Molecule: messenger RNA, 1615 nt
Organism: Amphimedon queenslandica
Lineage: Eukaryota; Metazoa; Porifera; Demospongiae; Haplosclerida; Niphatidae
Exons: 7
Coding region: 1-1437 (478 amino acids)
Molecular function (GO): protein binding
Source: RefSeq, a predicted model, not a curated record
AUGCUUCCUUUUGCUGGUGUAUUUCUUUUCUACCUUGUUGCUCCUUCUAUUUCACAGCCAAAUUUGAUCUUAAGUCCAUCAGUAGUAACUGUCUUUGUUGGAGAUGAUGUGACCUUUUUGUGUAUGAAAAGUGAUCCUUCAUUGGAAAUAGCUUGGAAUCCAGUAUCAAAUGUUUUUUUGGCUGAUAACAAAAAUAUUUCUACACUAAUUACUGGUGUGCCUGAUAGUUCAUUUAAUAAUACUGAAAUCUACUGUGUUGGUAGAUAUCCAUCAGAGCUAAGUAUGCUUUACUUCAGUAAUAAAGGAAAAAUUCUCAUACAAGAUAUUCUUUCAGAAAUUGAUGUUAAUAUUUCCAGGAUAGAUGAUUGCACAGUUCAACUCAGUUGGGUUCCUCCCUUUACUCUUCCAGGUGUUCCAAUACUAGGAUAUAAUGUUAACAUUACCAAUUUGGAUAAAAAUAUCACUACCAAUAGUUUUAUCAAUGGCACCAACAUUUACUUUACUCUUGGAUAUGAGUACUAUGUAUCUAUUGCUGCUGUUAAUGGUGCUGGUGAGGGCAAUAAAACAAUCACUAAAGUCAAUUCUACAGAACUAUUAAAUUUUACUGAAAAGUUCAUCAUUAAUAUUGUUGGUUUAAUGAGAGAUCAAGACAAAUGGAAAGUUGAUGCUAAUAUUGAUGUUACUACCAUAUGUGGCAAUGCAGAUGCUAAAUUUGUCUACAAGUUUUGUAAGUCCGUCACCAAUGCUCCUUGCUUCAACACAACAAAUAUCACAAGAAUUAAAUUAUCAAACAGUCAAGCAUUGUUGUCAACUUUAUUGUUCCUACCUGAGGAUCAACACUAUGAUGUGCAAGUGGAAGCUAUUGUUGGAAAAAAUGUUUUAUCAUCUUCUGGAGCAAGCUUGAGUACAUUUGAUGUUCAGUCAGUGGAAGAAACAGAUUCACCAGCCAAUGGAAUUAUUUGCUUGCUAAUACAUUAUGUAACAGGUAGUGUUGCAACAGGAUGCCAAAUUAAACUGGACUGUGAUGCCAAUAUUACUUUUCUAUUCCAUUUUGAUGGAUAUAAUGAUCAAUUUGACAAAUUUCAGUGUACUCAAGAACUCACUUUUGUUGGAAUUAAGACAUGCUUACUUCAAGUGUAUGACAGAAUUGGUCAAGUCAAUCAAAAUACAAGUGGUCCUGCUGUGACAAGCACCAUUAAUGUAACAGGAAAAAUAGCUACUCAAUCUACUCCAACUACACCUAGUACUGAUAAUAACUAUACUACCAGAUUAGCAAUUGCUGUUGUGGUACCUAUUUUAGUAAUUAUUUUGUCAUUCAUCAUAAUACUAAUAACAGUGAGCAUAAUAAUAAGAGACUUUACAAAAAAAAGAAAAGGAAAAUUUAACUUAAAUUCCUUAUACUCCAAUCAUGUAACACCUGAAAAGACAUGUCUGUAGAAAUAUCCAGAGUGGACUUUAUUAUUUUUAAAUGACACCAUAUUUAGCUGUUUUAUUGCUGCUACAUUUUAGUGUUAAUUGACACAAAACAUAGCUGAAUAGCUAUAGCUGCUAACUGGGAUGUUGAAUACAUAUGGGUUGCAGGAAUUAUGCCAAUUGCUUUAAUGUUACUGUAUGC